AUGCCUCUGACUCUCAAGCCAAUCGACAAUGAUGAAACUGCAUCCUGGGGCCUGAGUAUCAGUAGCUCAGACUUUCAGAAACUCAAAAACGGUUUCAGCCCAAUGUCCAUGGACGAUAAAUGGGUCAUUAAGGCUAUGGAGCCAGACCAAAACGGCAACAUCACUGUCCACUAUGCCCGGAGCUGGACAGGGGCGCAGUUCUAUAUCCUUACUCUGAGGCCAGCAGACGAUAAUUCUGCUGUGGUUGAAACUAUCACAUGGCGGCGUGGUGCGAAUACUAGUGCGACCACGUCAAGCAAGCAGGCUCGGAAGGAAAGUGUCAUUCUUUCUAGAAUGUUGCUUGGAUGCCGGUUUGAAUCACUUCCACAGUAUAAUUCAUCAAUUUUCUGGAAUCCCCAGGAUGAUGAAAGUGAUGAUUAG
Molecule: messenger RNA, 420 nt
Organism: Clonostachys rhizophaga
Lineage: Eukaryota; Fungi; Ascomycota; Sordariomycetes; Hypocreales; Bionectriaceae
Source: the annotation of a GenBank genome assembly